Molecule: messenger RNA, 1174 nt
Organism: Vitrella brassicaformis
Lineage: Eukaryota; Vitrellaceae
Source: the annotation of a GenBank genome assembly
CGCCUGUCUGUCUGCCUGGGCUAGACUAGACGAGUGUGGGCAUUGGUGGGAUUCUGAUGUGGGACACUUUGGUGGGGAUGACCUGGUCGAUGAGGCCGUACUCUCGCGCCUCGUCGGGCGACAUGAAGAAGUCACGGUCGCAGUCCUCCUGAUUAGUAACAGUCACAAUGACACACACACACACACACAGAGACAGAGAGAGAGAUGCACGCAGCAAGAAAACGGUCCUCAGCACUCGGUGCACUCACCGCGAUUUUGUCGAGCGGCUGGCUUGUGAAGGCGGCCAUGUAAGUGUUGAGGAGCUGUCUUGUGUAGAGGAUUUCCUUGGCCUGAAUCUCGAUGUCGGCGGCCUGUCCCUGGGCGCCGCCCAGUGGCUGGUGGAUCAUGAUUCUGGCGUUGGGGAGACUCUUCCGCUUGCCCUUGGUGCCGGCGCUCAGCAAGAAGGCCCCCAUACUCGCCGCAAUCCCGAAGCAGACCGUCUCGACGUCACAGGGGACGAACUGCAUGGUGUCGAAAAUGGCUAAACCGGCCGUGACGGAGCCCCCCGGGCUGUUGAUGUAGAACUUGAUGUCCUUUGUGGGGUCUUCGUUGGCCAAAAACAGCAUCUGCGCCACCAACGCGUUGGCCACCUCGUCAGUCACCUGCACACAACACAUCAAUCCCAUCACACCUAAGGAUCUCCCCUGCUGACCCACCAUUAUUCACUCCUUGAGUGACUGACCUGGUUGCCGAGGAGCAGCACUCUGUCCUUGAGGAGCCGCGAGACGACAUCCAUCCUGCCCUCGUCCACAGUCGGCAUCACCACAGGCAGCGGCUGCCCCGGCCGCCCGGGGGUGUUUGGCGGCACCGCUGCACACAACAAAACAGAACAAAACACAUACACAGAGAGGCAAUGCACUCACUACAUCGGCUGUCUUGCCCCUCCCCCCCUCCCAUCGACGCACCAGGCGGCUCAUCCAUUGUGGGAGGCACCCACAGUGAGGACACCUCGCCCCUGUGCGCAUCUCGCCGGCUGCUUGUAGAGGUAGAGGUGGACAGCAGCCGCUGCAUGAGGCUUGUGCGGGAGGGGAGAGGGGGCGUGAAGGCGGAGAUCAGCGACACCAGCAGCACUGGCACCACCGCGGCAAGCGCAGGCAGCUGCAUUAUUGUUGUCUGUGUUGUGAUGGGAGCAGAU